AUGGGACUUGAGAAUCAGACUUACAGCAGCGACUUCAUUUUGAUGGGACUAUUCUUUUCUUCCAAAACAAAUCUGCUUUUCUUUUCCUUUAUAUUGAUUAUGUUUAUUAUGACUGUAGCACAAAAUACAGUCAUGAUUCUCCUUAUCCACAGAGACCCACCGCUUCAUACUCCAAUGUAUUUCCUGCUCAGCCAUCUCUCUUAUAUGGAUAUCUUGCAUAUUUCCAAUAUUGUUCCCAAAAUGGUCACUAACUUUAUGUUAUGCAGCAGAACUAUUUCUUUUGCUGGUUGUGGCUUCCAGAUAUUUCUAUCCAUCACCCUCUUGGGUGGUGAGUGCCUUCUCCUGGCAGCAAUGUCCUAUGAUUGCUAUGUAGCCAUCUGUCACCCACUGCGCUAUCCCAUUCUUAUGAAUGACUAUGUCAGCAGUCUCAUGGCUACAGGGUCCUGGCUUGUCGGGACUGUCAACUCCAUAGUUCACACAGCUUACACACUCCAGCUUCCUUUCUGUGGCUCAAGAGCUAUUGAUCACUUUUUCUGUGAAGUCCCUGCAAUGUUGAAAUUGUCCUGUGUGGACACAACACACUGUGAACGAGGAGUUUAUGUAAGUGGCAUCAUUUUUCUGCUCAUCCCUUUUUCCCUAAUCUUUGCUUCUUAUGUCCAAGUUCUCCUUACUGUCCUCCAAAAGAAAUCAUCUGAAGCACAGAAAAAGCUGUUUUCCACCUGCUUUUUCCACAUGAUUGUGGUCAUAAUGUACUAUGGGCCAUUUAUUUUCACAUAUAUGGGACCUAAGUCAUACCACACUCCAGGCCAGGAUAAAUUCCUGGCCAUAUUCUAUACCAUCGUCACUCCCACACUCAACCCAAUUAUCUACAGCUUUAGGAAUAAAGAUGUUUUGGGGGCAAUGAAAAAUAUGCUUAAAAAUAACUUUAUGGACAUUCCACAAGACCAACUUGCAACUAUCCACAGAGAAGACAAUAUUGUGAGGACUCCAGAGCAUGAAGGUGGAGAUGAAGAACCACCCUGA
Messenger RNA from Equus caballus (horse), 1023 nucleotides. Lineage: Eukaryota; Metazoa; Chordata; Mammalia; Perissodactyla; Equidae. The record is from RefSeq and is a predicted model, not a curated record.